UGCUCGGUAUUCAUACCGGCGUCAUCAGCGCGGCCUGAUGUAGGAGGACUUGUUAUCGCAGCUUGUGGAGCUAGGCUCAUGUCGCACUCGCUUGGGAAGAAAUCUGUAGUGUCAACAUGGUCGGCAUUCGAGAUGACUGUUGGCUACAGCUCAGUAGACAACAACGACGGAGACGACGCCGACGAACGACCGGCCAAGAGAUCAAAGAAAGAAAGCGCUCCUGCAAAGAGUCCAAAUAUCAUCAAGAUUGCACGAUCAGCCGAUGGCAAUCAUGUCGUCAUCGUCACGGAAGACAAGUCGAUUCGAGUGAUCCAUGUCGAAAGUGAUGGGCAGCUUCGGGAGACGAGUCGACGCACCAUGCCUAAACGUCCUUGCGCGAUCGAAGUGGUGAUGGAUGACACCACGAUCCUGUGUGGUGAUAAGUUUGGCGAUGUCUACUCUCUGCCUCUGCUCGACAGUGGCCACUAUAGCGCCGACUCAACGGGCUCUGGACCAACGCUCCAACCCCAGUCCGAUUUCAAGCCAUCCGCGACGAGCUACACGGUCCAUACGAAACGCAACCGAAUUGCGCUGGAAUCACAGAUGAAGCAAGCGCAGCUGGGAUUGACGCCCCGCAAAGAGGCCUUGCAGUUCGAGCACAAACUGUUGCUAGGUCAUGUUUCUAUGCUUACCGAUCUGAAGUUCGCGCUGGCAACCGUCGACGGCGAACAGCGGCCACACAUCAUAACAGCAGACCGUGACGAGCAUAUUCGAAUCUCAAGAGGCCCACCUCAAGCUCAUGUCAUCGAGGGCUUUUGUCUGGGGCACACCGCUUUCAUUAGCAAAAUCUGUUUGGUGCCCGGGACCGAGCUACUGCUGAGUGGCGGUGGUGACGAUUGGAUCGGGGUCUGGAACUGGCGCGCCAACGAACUCGUCCAGAAGUUAGACAUUCGGGCAGCACUGCGCCUCUGCGUUGAUCCUCGUACCACAUACGCCAAGGACGAUCACCUUAUCUCGGUGUCCGGGAUCUGGACGGUGCCAUAUGGCGAGCCUGCAGACAACAGGUGGGCGAUCAUAGUCACAAUUGAACACCUCCCCACGCUGUUCAUCGCUGUCGUACAUCCGAGAACCUCCAAGGUGUCCCGCUUCGGCUUUCUCGAAUGCGAAGGAACUCCUGUGGAUCUCAUCGCCAUCGAGAACGGUAUCGUGGUGUCUUUCGACCCGCGAGUCAUCGGCAGACACCGCUUGGAAACUCUUCUUCUACAUCCAGACCCUUUGUGGCCGACAGAAGACCGCUGGGAACAAUUCCAGCCAAAGGCUCAUCAGUUUGCUCACGUGUACGACAGUCGCAUUGCGGCGUUAAACGCGCUUCCGGAUGUAGGUCCGACGCCCACGAAAAAGGAGCUGGACGAUCUACUCUACGGCGUGAGCGACCUGCGGAAACGCGGCGGUACAGCCUCCGACGCAGAUCCCCCGGCCGAUGCGUGA
Molecule: messenger RNA, 1467 nt
Organism: Dissoconium aciculare CBS 342.82
Lineage: Eukaryota; Fungi; Ascomycota; Dothideomycetes; Mycosphaerellales; Dissoconiaceae
Exons: 2
Biological process (GO): RNA (guanine-N7)-methylation
Cellular component (GO): nucleus; cytosol; tRNA methyltransferase complex
Molecular function (GO): tRNA (guanine(46)-N7)-methyltransferase activity; protein binding
Source: RefSeq, a predicted model, not a curated record